CACACACACACACACAUGUGCGCACGCAUAUGACCGGUAGAGAGGAAAUGAGGAAACACACAGGAAGAGCUGAAGACUGUUGAGCACAGUGAAACUCAACAUGGAUAGACUCAUCGUUUCUGUGCUCUUUACAUACGUGUUCAGAUGUUCAGACGCCUUUAACAUGGAUACAGAAAAUCCACUGACAUUUAAUGGCUCACGAGAUGAUUUCUUUGGCUACAGUGUCUAUCAAUACCAUUCUGAAAAUACUGGCAAACGCAUCAUCGUUGGAGCUCCAUUAAACAAUUCAACAGGAAAAAUGUUCACCUGUAGCUCAAAUCUAUCGCACUGUACAGCACUGCAGACAGGUUCAGAGAGCAGCAGUUCAUUAGAUCUGUCCGCUGCGGUGUCGUCCUCUGCUGCCACCAGCAUCACUAGUUGCAGUCCAUUUCUUGCAAGUGUAUGUGAUGGAAACUCGUAUCUGAAUGGCAUCUGCUUCCAGUACAACAGCACUUUACAGCCGGUGUCUAACUUCACCACAGGGUUUCAAGAAUGCACAAAGGGAGAUGUCAAUCUAGUGUUUCUGUUUGAUGGAUCUUCAAGUAUGAAAUCAGAAGACUUUGAAUUAAACAAAAAGUUCAUUAUAAAUAUCAUGACAAAACUUUCCAACUCCUCCAUCAAGUUUGCCGCUGUCCAGUUUUCAAAAGGUUUCAAUACCGUGUUUGACUUCAACGACUAUCAGAAGGGUUUUGCUGAAAAGAAACUCAUGAAUGAGCCUCACAUGAACAGCCUCACAAACACCCACGGUGCAAUAAACUUCACUUUAGACUUGCUGUUGAAUAAUGUGUCGUCUGGAGCCAACCCAAACGCCACAAAAGCCCUGGUUAUAAUAACUGAUGGAGACCCCAGUGAUAAUGACGAUCAUGGUGUCAUUAAGAAAUGUGAUGCGCAAAAUAUCCUGCGUUACAUCAUUGGGGUGGGGGAGGUCAGCCUGACAAACCUGUAUUCACUGGCUUCAAAACCCAAUAUAAGCAACACCUUCCGAAUCGAUCAUUACUCUGGACUUCAGGGACUCCUUGACAACCUGCAAAAUAAGAUCUACAAUAUAGAAGGCUCACAGGAGGCUCAUGGCAGAGACAGACAGAAUGAAUUAUCUCAGAGCGGAUUCAGUGUUGUCUAUCACACUGACGACUCUGUGGUUGUGGGUUCGGUGGGAUCUAAUGACUGGCGUGGAGUUCUGUAUGAAGUGAGAGGAUCUGGAUCCAGUGAGAUCAAAGAUCCGGCUGUCGACGCUGACUCAUACAUGGGUUACUCUUCUGUGAUUGGACGGAGAGGCGGCGUCUCUCUGCUGUUCUCUGGAGCGCCGCGAGCUGAACACACGGGUCAGGUGACUCUCUUCAUCCAGAAGGGAGACACAUGGAUUGUGAAUAGAAGCAUCGCAGGAGAUCAGAUCGGCUCGUAUUUUGGAGCGUCUCUAGGUCUUUUGGACGUGGACUCUGAUGGAGAAUCAGAUUUUCUUCUGGUCGGGGCUCCGUUAUAUCACCGGUGUGGGCCGCGGACAGAAGGGAGGCUGUACGUCUACUCUAUAUCAAAGUCGUUUGAGAAGAUGCUGAGCGUGUGCGAGUCAAACGCCGGCAGGUUUGCUGCGUCUCUUGCGGCACUAAAGGACAUAAAUGGAGACGGGCUGUCAGAUGUGGCUGUCGGAGCGCCGCUGGAAGAUGAUGGGACGGGAGUGGUCUACAUCUACCUGGGUGAUAAGACGUACGGCAUAAACACUGAAACUAGUCCUCAGCGGAUCUCAGGGCGAAGCGUUCUGCCCGGCCUGCAGCAGUUUGGAGUAUCUGUUGUGGGUCAGAUGGACAUGAAUGAGGAUAAUCUGACAGAUGUGUUGAUUGGAGCACACGGAGGGAUCGUCCUGCUCAAAGCUCGGCCCGUGAUGUCUGUAUCUUUACAACUCAAAUUCAGUCCCAAAGAAAUCAGCAUACGCAACUUUGACUGUGAAGGCGCAGCUGGCGAAAUGUUUCAGGCGUUCAACCUCACUUCAUGUUUCAGUGUUUCCGAGCAGACCAACAGCAGAGGAUCACUAAACAAGAAUCUGAAUAUCGCACUCAACAUUAAUCUUGAUGUGCUGAGAGAAAUGAAUCGAGGAUUCUUCCAACUGCACAAUUCAACGUCCAGGAGUCAGCAGAUGUCCGUCUCGUUGCUUUCGAAAUCCUUCUGUUCCGACUUCUCAGUCUUCAUGCCGAAAUGUGUUUAUGACACGGUGUCUCCAAUGAAGAUCCGAAUGAACUUCUCACAGACUGGAAACAUUUUGGCUCUUCUUGACAUUCACAGCAGGACAGAAGAGUUUGUUGAGGUGCCAUUUGAAAAGAACUGUAAAUCAAACAGCAGCUGUGUGGCCAACCUGACACUGGACUUCAGUUUUAUUAAUGAGACGUUACUGGUGGUGAAUCAAGCUCAUUUAACAGUUCACAUAACACUGAAAAACGCAGCAGAUGACUCAUACAACACCAGUUUAGUCAUGCAUUAUCCAGAAGGCCUCUCUUUCUCUAAACUUGAUAAUGUUAAGUCCAGCCGAACCAGCAUUAGAUGUGGUGAUCGAGACAAUGGUGCUAUGAACAGAACCACCUGCAGUAUCAGUCUACCAGUGUACCGAAGCGGUGCAACGACUGUGUUUCUGGGAAUGUUCCGUGUGAGCAAGUUGGACUAUGAUUGGCCGAAUAUGAUCGACAUGAUAAUCACUGCCAACAGUGAUAACAAUGGUAACACCACUGAUGCCACAGUGAAGAGGAGUUUAGCGGUUCUUUUCGCGGUUGACCUGGCUAUCAGUCUAGUGGGUGAAGAAUCUGUGACAUUUCUGUCUUUCUCUCUGGAGGAUAGAGAACCCAAACCUUUUACCAUCACCUACAAGGUGGAAAAUGUGGGGGUUAAAGGUCUUCCAGUAUCAGUGACACUCAAAAUGACAUGUGAAACAACACACGUGAAGAUAACGCCUCUGAGCUUCGGCAUCCGCAAUGGAACGCAGUGCACGACACAGAAGGGUGGUCACUGUGGGAGGUUUGAGUGUGAGGAGUUCCACCUGCAGACGUCUGAAGCCGUUUACUUUAACCUGACAGCAGAAGUUACUCUACACAACAUGGAAAAGUUCCAGUCGAAAUACUCCUUCCAUGAGUUCAGUAGGGAUUUUGUGUUCAACAUCACCGCACAUCUGGACUACAACAGAAGUCGCUACAACCAGACGAUAAGCAGUUUAAAGCACGACCCUCAUACAUCUCAGACAACGGUCAGGGUGGAGUUUGUCAUUCCGGCUAAUCGAGUGCUGAUUGGUUGCAUAGGGGCUGUGGGCGGAUUGAUCUUACUUAUCUUCAUACUAGUUUUACUGCUGAAGUGUGGUUUCUUUAAACGAAACCGCCCCUAUGAGUUCAACAGCACACCUGAGGAUAAUCCUCUCAUGGAUGUCACAACUAAGGGAAACGACGCAAAGGAGACCAGUGAUGGAGCGAUGAAGGGCAGCGACGGAGGUGAAAGUGUAAAUGAUAGGAAUGGGGCGAUUGAAAAUGGUGUGAAAGAGCAGAGCUUAACUUCUGAAGGUCCAAACACAGAGGAGCCAUAAAAUCAGCAUCGACAGAAGAAAAGAAAGUCUCAUUUAUUUCAGUGUUGAGUUUGACAGUAUGCAAUGUAUUUGCCUGAAGCAUGUGUUUAAUUUGUAUAUUUUGAUGUUAAUGUGAUUUAUUGGGUGUUCAUAGAGAUGCUUUAUACUUAGUUGUUGCUGUUUUUUUGAAUAUUUUCUGUUUUUGAACACAAGUAUUUUGCAUAGAGAUUUUGUGUGAUUCACAAUUAGAGGUUAGCGUCAGUCGCACGAGCGUCUGUUGAGGUUGUGGAGUGUGGUUUACACACACCAGUCUUAUAGAGUGCACUAUUGAUGGGGACAGUCUAAAAACACAGUCAACAAAUUACUCAUUCAAUCCCAUGAUGCAGUGCAAUAAUGGGCAUCAUUCAUGAAACAUUCGUAAAUAUAUCAGUACAUGCCGAGUCAUUUGUGUUUAAAACUGCCCUUCCCGAAAACUGUCCUUCGGAUUCACAAAUGCUUUGUAAACAUCAGAUUUCAUAGUAAAAUGUGUGUAUGUUAAUCAAUUCCAGUCACUCAUUACAGCUCAUUCACAUUAGCAUAAUCCCGCCUAUGAAUUACAGUUGAGCAAAUGAUGUAUCUGGGAACGCCGGAAUCCUCUGGACUUCAUUCUCUGCUUUGGCUACAUUAUAUUGCAUAAAUGUACAAGAGACUCUUAGGCUAUUUGCUUACCAAUAAAUGUAUCUAUCAA
This is a messenger RNA of Triplophysa dalaica, 4298 nucleotides long. Its product is annotated as integrin alpha-D. Gene Ontology annotation, molecular function: integrin binding. The coding region runs from base 101 to 3592 and encodes 1163 amino acids. Lineage: Eukaryota; Metazoa; Chordata; Actinopteri; Cypriniformes; Nemacheilidae. The record is from RefSeq and is a predicted model, not a curated record. The transcript has 30 exons. Gene Ontology annotation, biological process: cell-matrix adhesion; cell adhesion mediated by integrin; integrin-mediated signaling pathway. Gene Ontology annotation, cellular component: external side of plasma membrane; integrin complex.